CUUCUCCCGCAGCCGGGAGGGGCUAUGCAGAUCAGCGCGGCGCUGAUAGGCGACACAGGCAUCUCCUCCACCUUCUCGGCCAGCCCAGCCUGGGGAUAAAAAGAGGAGGACGGUCCCGAGGAAGGCACGCAAGGGAAGGGGUCAGCCUCGGCUUCCAGGAGAAGAGGCCCGAGGAAAGCAGUGGGCGCCUUCUGGGGCUUUUCCCCCCCGCAGCAAGAGCGGCGCCUCGGCCCCUUUGGGCGCAUAAGGCCAUCGCUUUCCGACUUCAGCUACAGUGCUAGCUAAGUUUGGAAAGACCAACAGAGGAAAGGACGCGGCUCGCUCUUCUGGGCGCUUGCUUUGCAGUGUUGUCGCUCCUGUUACCACUUUUUUCUCCAUCUCUCCGCUGAUCACCAACCAUGGCUCGGGAAGCCACACAGCAGCAAAGAAGCGGCCAAGGAUGCUGCGGAUCCUGUGUCAGUUACUUCACGUCUGCAAAAUUCCUCCUGUACCUUGGACAUGCCCUGUCCACUUGGGGAGACCGUAUGUGGCAUUUCGCAGUGUCUGUCUUCCUCGUUGAACUAUAUGGAAACAGUUUGCUCUUGACUGCUGUUUAUGGCUUGGUUGUGGCAGGAUCCGUUCUUCUUCUGGGAGCCAUAAUUGGAGACUGGGUAGACAAGAACCCCAGGCUCAAAGUGGCCCAGACGUCCUUAAUUGUGCAAAACGUGUCUGUCAUUUUGUGUGGCAUCCUAUUGAUGAUUGUCUUCAUCUAUAAAGCUGACCUUCUAACGAUGUAUCAAGGGUGGCUUCUUACUUUGUGCUAUAUUUUAGUCAUCACAAUUGCAAAUACUGCAAAUCUGGCCAGCACAGCCACUGGAAUUACCAUCCAGAGAGACUGGGUCGUUGUUGUUGCUGGUGAAAACAGAAGCAAAUUGGCAGAUAUGAAUGCUACAAUACGAAGAAUUGACCAGUUGACCAACAUCUUGGCCCCAAUGGCUGUCGGGCAGAUCAUGACCUUUGGCUCCCCGGUGAUUGGAUGUGGCUUCAUUUCUGGCUGGAACUUGGUUUCCAUGUGUUUGGAAUAUAUGCUGCUCUGGAAAGUUUACCAGAAAACCCCUGCAUUGGCUCACAAAGCCAGUUCAAAGACAGAAGAAUCAGAACUGAAACAACUGAAUGUACAGAAAGAUGGCGAAGUGAAGCCCACCGAAGGUGCCCAGCUCAUUGGUGAAAAGGAGGUGGCCAUCAUGUCACCCAACCCAGAGGAAGAAGAGGUCAGCUGCCUUUCUCGGAUGGCUGAGCCUUUCAGCACCUUCCGUGAUGGAUGGGUCUCCUACUACAACCAGCCCGUGUUCCUUGCAGGCAUGGCCCUGGCCUUCCUGUACAUGACAGUCCUGGGCUUUGACUGCAUUACGACGGGCUAUGCGUACACGCAGGGGCUGAGCGGCUCCACACUCAGCCUCUUGAUGGGGGCAUCUGCCAUCACAGGAAUCCUAGGCACAGUGGCCUUCACCUGGCUGCGUCGCAAGUGUGGACUGGUGCGCACAGGCAUCAUCUCCGGAGUGGCACAGCUUGCCUCGUUGGUCUUGUGCGUUAUCUCUGUGUUCAUGCCCGGCAGUCCUUUGGACUUGACAGUUUCCCCAUUUGCCGACAUCAGUGCUAGAUUGUUUGAAAGCAGUCCGUUGCCUACGAUGGCACCUGAAGGCGAUCUCCUUGAAAUCCCCUUUACAACUGCAAUGUCGCCUUUGGUCAAUGGGUCUACCUCUGAUCCAGGACUGGCUCCCGACUCUGUGCCUCUUAUCUCUGUUAGCCUUCUGUUUGCAGGCGUCAUUGCUGCAAGAGUUGGCCUGUGGUCAUUUGACCUGACAGUCACUCAACUGAUCCAAGAAAAUGUGAUUGAAUCGGAAAGAGGAAUCAUCAAUGGGGUCCAAAACUCCAUGAAUUACCUUCUUGAUCUGAUGCAUUUCAUCAUGGUCAUCCUGGCCCCUAACCCAGAAGCCUUUGGAUUGCUCGUCCUUAUUUCUGUGUCCUUUGUCGCAAUGGGCCACAUCAUGUACUUCCGAUAUUCCCAUAAAGUCCUGGGGAGGAAUGUCUUCCUUUGCUGUACUCCCGAGCUCAAACCUGUUGCUAAUGAUCCUCCAGUGUCUGAUGCAUCAAGUGUCUAGAGGGUAUCCGUUCUGGCUGCCAACUCCUUUUCCAAGUCUGUGUAAAAUUACAUGUUUUCCUUUUUGGGCUUGGAACAGCUCGUGCUUCUUUUAAAAUAGUGGUGUUCAUGACUUUGCCCACUCACCAAGCCCUCAACCUGUCUUGACUUCUUGCUGUCAUUUGUCCUUGGGGAAGUAACCAGGUAUACCUUCACAUAGAGGUGGCAUAGUUUAUUUAUUUAGGGAGAUACCUCCCCCAUAGUUAUAAAUUAACUACAAAUAUAAAGACAGUUAAACUAGGAGGUGAUGAUUCUGGUUAUUUUUGAAAUACAGAAGUGCUGGGUAGGCAAUAAUAAGAAUUACAUGAAGUAUUGGAUUAUGAAUAAUCUGGUUAGUGGGUUCCGUCCUGUCAACCCCCAUUUAACAUAAUUGUGUAUUUUUUGGGAUUCUUUAAACAAACGAAUGGCUUGGAAACCUGUCCAAAAUGUUACACAAAUGAGCAGCAAGAAAAACAAAGUGCUUUAUUCAUAAGCAGAGCUCUAAUAUGUGCCUGAGGUGGGCAAGGAAACAAGUUCACCUUCUUGCGAUGUUUGAACAUGUUGGUUGCUUCAUUAAACGCUGUAAAUAGAAAAUAUUGCAAAAUAUUGUAGAAUAUAUAAUCUGUUUGCAGCACUUUCUAGGAACUCAGAAUAGCCUGGUGUAAACUGCUAUAAAUAUUUUGUUGUUGUUAACUGCUGCCAAGUUGGCUUUGAAUUUCUCCGACCUCCAAGUAACCUUUCCAUCACCAGCCCUGCUCAGGUUUUGAGGAUUCAGGGCUAUGGCUUAUUUGACUUGAGUCGAUCCACUUGUAAGGUGGCUUUUCUCUUUUCCUAUUGCCUUUCGCCUUACCAAGAAUUGUAUUUUCCAUCGAGUCAUAUCUUCUCAUUACUUGACCAAAGUACAACAUUUUCUGUUUAGUCAUAUUGGCCUCUAAGGAGAGUUCAGACUUGAUUUGCUCUGAGAUGUAUUUGGUUUUUUCCCACAGUCCAUAGUCUCAUUAGAAAUCUCAUCCAGCACCACAUUUCACAUGAACAAAAUUUCUUCCUAUCCGCUUUUAUAGACCUAUCAGCUGUAAAUAUAUUACGCUGUAAAGCAUAGAUUUUUUUUUAAAAAAGAUUAAGAAAAUGAUAUUACUAUAUUUUGGAGUCAUCGUUAAAGAUAUGACUUGGAGGAAUCAAGAUGCAUGUGUGUGUGUAUAUAAUAGAGAGUCUAAAAACAUAUAUUCUCAACCACUUAUUUUAGGAUAGCUCCCCUGAUGUCAAGGAAUGUAUUUAGCUAAGGACCAAUUUGGUGGGGACAUCUCUAUCCAAAGCCACUUUGAAAUGGAUGUGGAUUGUUAAUGUGCACAGUCUUUUCAGUGUAGCUUAUGUAGAAGCCAUUUGGAGUGGUUUGAUGCCUCUGUGGGAAUAGAUGUGUGCAGGUAGGUGUGUAUAUUUGUGUGAUGAUAGUAUUUCUGAAAAGUCAGGUACGUUGAGCAUAACAUAUUGUCAAAUGAUUCAUAAUCUUUUACUAGUCCUUUACUAGUUGUAUCCAUGCAGAUGUGCCUUAAAAACCUACUUGCUGAAUAGAUAGCUGGCAGUGUUGUUGACGGCAAUGCCAGGAGCAAGUUGAGACAGGAUUGCUGUAAAUCCUGGAUUGCUCAACCUGUGGGUCCCCAAAUGUUUUGGCUGUCAACUCCCAGAAAUCCUAACAGCUGGUAAACUGGCUGGGAUUUCUGGGAGUUGUAGACCAAAAACAUCUGGGGACCCACAGGUUGAGAACCACUGCUGUAAACUGUCAGUUUGUGCAACCUUUCUAGAGUUAUGUUUGGGGGGCUGUAGUAUCAUAUAAUGUAGUCUUGUUUUUUGUCGCACCCUUUAGCCGUUGUGGAUUGCACAAAGAAGGAUGGUUUUCUUUCCAUCCAUCCAUCCCUUUAUUUAUAUCCCACUCUUUUGCCCCAGGUUGGGACUCAAGGCGAAUUACAAAAGUCAGAAAAUUACAGCACAACCAGAUAAAGUAUAAAAACCUGAGAUAAUUUUGCAGAAGCCUGCUUAGGAUCACAGACUUGGUGGUUUUGGGGCACAUAUGGACAAUCGUACAAGUUUUAUAAAGCUGAUAUGCACUCUUUUGUGUAAAAAAAGUAUCUUUUUACAUCAUAUUACGUACUAAAUGAACAAUUGUAUUUAAAAACUUCCUUUUUUAAGAAAAUGUUUGUCGCUGUAUGAUCUGGUCAAAGCAGCUUUUGAUGAUUAGUAGUAUUAAAAUACUGUUUAUAUUGAGUCUUUUUUGCAGUGUACAGAAAUGGAUACAAUGUCCUAAAUUCAAUUGUUGGUCCCAAAAGUAAACAUAUUGAAUUAAUGGAACUCAUGUUAGAUUUUAAAGACUCAGGGUCCUUCCACACAGCCAUAUAAGCCAAAAUGUCAAGGCAGAAAAUCCAACAAUAUCUGUUUUGAACUGGGUUAUUUGAGUCUACAGUGCCAUAUAUCCCAGUUCAAAGCAGAUAUUGUGGGAUUUUAUUCAGCUGUGUGGAAGGAUCCCAAAGAUCCUUUGAUCAGUCUAUUUUGGUUCAGACUCACAACUGGAUUUUGGCCAAUGCAUUUUCCAUUCAUAGUUUUAUGCACUUUUGUGGAAAUUGCAGUAAUGUUGCUACAAGCACUUUGCUUUCCAGUAGCGCUGAAUCCUUUUUACUGUACUCUGGUGUUUUCUAAAAGACAAGUGUGAUUUUAAAUCUCUGUUGAUAAAUAUUUGUACAAUAUUUCUUUGCAUAAAUAUAAACUAUUUUUCAAA
Messenger RNA from Anolis carolinensis (green anole), 4925 nucleotides. RefSeq names its product solute carrier family 40 member 1 (gene slc40a1). Gene Ontology annotation, molecular function: iron ion transmembrane transporter activity; peptide hormone binding. Bases 399 to 2141 code for a protein of 580 amino acids. The record is from RefSeq and is a predicted model, not a curated record. NCBI's taxonomy places the organism in Eukaryota, Metazoa, Chordata, Lepidosauria, Squamata, Anolidae. Gene Ontology annotation, cellular component: basolateral plasma membrane. Gene Ontology annotation, biological process: iron ion transmembrane transport. The transcript is spliced from 8 exons.